AUGGUGGCCGGGGCAGGCUGCGGGCGGGGACAGUUCCUCCCCUCCCUUCUCCUUCUCUUUCUCUCCGGGCCCCCGUCCCCGCGCCCGGCGGGCGGGCAGCUGCGCUAUGCCGUGCCCGAGGAGCUGGAGCACGGAGCCUUUGUGGCCAACCUGGGCGAGGACCUGGGGCUGGACGUGUCUACACUGUCAGCGCGGAGGUUCCGCAUCGUGUCGAGGGCUGGGGCCAGGCAGCACCUGGAGGUGAACCUGGAGAACGGAAUUCUCUUCGUGAACGAGCGGAUUGACCGGGAGGAGGUGUGCGAGGCGGGGGGGACCUGCCUGCUCCACUUGCAGCUCCUCGUGGAGAGCCCGCUGGAGCUCUACCGCGUCGAGGUGGAGGUGCUGGAUAUCAAUGACCAUGCGCCCACCUUCCCCUGGCAAGAGUACGUGCUGGAGGUGGCCGAGUCCGCCGUGCUCGGCGCCCGCUUCCCGCUGGAGAGCGCCCAGGACCCUGACGUGGGCACCAACUCGGUGCACACCUACAGGCUCAGCCCCAACGGCUAUUUCUCGCUGGAGGUGCAGACGCGCAGCGACGCCAGCAAGUUCGCAGAGCUGGUGCUGGAGCGUGCCCUGGACCGCGAGCAGCAGAGGGCACACCGGGUGCUGCUCACGGCGCUCGACGGCGGCGUCCCCGAGCGCUCGGGCACGGCUCAAAUCCUCGUCACGGUGCUGGAUGCUAACGACAACGUGCCCGCCUUCGACAAGCCCUCCUACGGCGUCAGCCUCCCCGAGGAUGCUCCUGCUGGCACCUUGGUCAUCCAGCUCAACGCCACCGACCUGGACGAGGGUCCCAAUGGGGAGGUCGAGUACUCCUUCAGCGGGCACGCACCGCCGCGCGUCCGGGAGCUGUUCCACAUCGAGCCCCGCAGCGGGCAGGUCCUGCUAAAGGGUGUGCUGGACUACGAGCGGGCACAUCUCCACGAGCUGUACGUGCAGGCCAAGGACCGCGGGCCCUCGGCGGUGGCCGUGCACUGCCGGGUGCUUGUGCACCUCCUCGACGUGAACGACAACGCCCCAGAGGUGACCCUCACCUCCGUGUCCACGCCCGUGCUGGAGGAUGCCCCACCGGGUACCGUCAUCGCCGUCAUCAGCGUCCUGGACCGGGACUCUGGGGACAACGGCCGAGUCAGCUGCGAGCUCAGCCCCGACCUGCCCUUCGAGCUCCGUUCCUCCUUCCGCAACUACUACACCCUGGUCACCACGCAGGCGCUGGACCGGGAGGCCGUGCCCGAGUACAAUGUGAGCAUCACGGCACGGGACAUGGGCUCCCCUGCCCUGCUGACCCGCAGCGCCCUCACCGUGCCGGUGUCGGACGUGAACGACAACGCCCCCCGCUUCCUCCAGCCCUCCUACAGCGUCUACGUGAUGGAGAAUAACGCGCCCGGCGCCUCUAUCUGCUCCGUCAGCGCCCUGGACCCCGACUGCCAACAAAACGCCUACCUGUCCUACUCAAUCGCCGACGGGCACAUCCACGGCAUGCCCGUGGGCACCUACGUCUCCAUCAACUCUGACAGCGGGCACAUGUACGCCCUGCGCUCCCUCGACUACGAGCAGAUCCGCAGCUUCCAGAUCCAGGUGCAGGCGCAGGACGCGGGAUUCCCCCCGCUCAGCGCCAACGUCACCGUCCACAUCUUCGUGCUGGACCAGAACGACAACGCUCCGGUCAUCGUCUCCCCCAUGCCGCGCAACGGCUCGGUGGCCACCGAGCUGGUGCCGCGCUCGGCCAGGCCUGGCUACCUGGUGGGCACGGUGUCGGCGGUGGAUGCGGACGCGGGGCUCAAUUCCCGCCUCUCCUACCAGCUCCUGCAGGCCACUGACUUCACCCUGUUCAGCGUGGCGCCGGAAACGGGCGAGCUGCGCACCCUCCGCUCCUUUCUGGAGCAGGAUGCCAGCCGGCAGCAGCUGGUGGUGCAGGUGCGGGACGGUGGGCAGCCAGCACUCUCUGCCACCGUCUCCCUCCUGCUUUCCGUGGUGGAGACCCUGCCUCAGACUCUCUCCGACUUCAGCGAGUUCAGCCUCCCCCCGGAGGCUUCCUCAUCCUCACCGCUCACCCUCUACCUCCUUGUCUCCCUGGGUUCCAUCUCCUUCACCUUCCUCCUCGCCAUCCUCAUCCUUACAGCUAUUCGGUGCCGGGGAGAGCGACGCUCCCGCCAAGGUGACAGCUGCUCACCGCCGCGCUGCCACUGCUGCCCGGGUUCCAGACCCUCUCCUGAUGGCCUGAAGACGUCCAACCUGACAGCGCAGCCCCCCACGGGGACCUCAGCUGCCACCUGCCUCGACGUGCCCGGGGGCGGCCCUCCAGGCUACUGCUACAAGGUCUGCCUCGGUCCUGAGUCUGCCCAGAGUGAUUUCAUGUUCCUCAAACCCUGCAGCCCCCCCCGGAACAACGAGAAGGACUCCGGGAAGCAGUCCCAGCCAGGCCAGCAUCUCCAGGUCUCCAAGCAGAUCAAGCAGCCCAACACGGACUGGCUGCCUCCGAGCAUGCAACGGCCUGCCCUGAAGAGCUCCCAGAGCCUGGAGGAUGUGGGGGAAAUCCGCAGAGCCCUCCAGAAGGAGCACGAGAGGCUGUGCACGCUGGUGACCCCUGUCUCUGAGUUCCAGAAGGCUUCAGCAGGCACCAACAGCAUCUGGACACCCCAGUACAGCUCCUUGUACCCAGGGCAUGUGCCAGCCCUGGAUUAUCAGCACAAUGUCUACAUCCCUGGCACCCCCACUCUGCUGUCCAGCAAAGAUGGGCCCCUCUUCCUGGGACGGGAGAGCAAGAACAGCUUCUCCACCUUUGGCAAGAGGAAGAAGAUGACAACUUACUGUGACAUGCAUGACAGUGUGGUUAUCAAUAACGACCUGAAAUAAUGCCCAGCAGCCCUGCCCAAGGCCCUCUUCCAGCUGCCAGGUCCUCCCCCUGCAGCACACAGCCCCAGGUGUGGACCGCUCAGGGCUUUGUGGGGCUGCUGGGGUCGUGCUCCACCGGAGCGUAGGGAGAGGAUUCAAGGCACAAUGGACUGGAAAGUGCUAGGGAGGGGCAGGGGGAAGGGGUGGGGAGGGCAUUUCUUGCAGCUUACCCUGCAGAGCUGUGUUGGCAGCAGGUGCUGCUGGGGGUCCUUAUGCCCAGAUUUAAGCAAAUCUGCCUUGAUUUUACCCAUUCCUGUGUCCCCUCCUGUCCAUCCCUGUGAGCAUUGUCACUUUGUCUUGUCUGGCUGUGUGAAUGUACUCAGCUGCAUGCCUCUGCUUCUGUCCCAGCAGGCAUGGGAAGUGUGUGCAGACCAAGCCUGCUUCAGCCAGGCCUGGCCCUGUGUGCUGGGGCAGUGACCCUCGCUCUGUCCCCAGUGGGAUCUGUUGCAUGUCCAGAGCAGAUGUUGGUGUCUGUCUUCUCCAGCAAGUGAGUGUAAAACCCAGGCAUCGUGGAUGCUUCCUUUCAAAUCCUGACCCAACACUUUGGAGGGCUGGAGACCCAAAGUCCAGGACAGAGCCGAGGUCCAGGAUGCAGUCAGGCUCUGCUCCAGGAGCAGGAGGGGCUGGGGCAGACACAGACUGUGCCAGGAGAGCUGCCAGCCUGAGCAGCUGAGGGGGUCACAAGGUGAGGUCCCAUUGGGUAACUCUCUAGCUGAAGGCAGCAGCAUCUGAAGGAAAGGUGACUGCCAACCAUCAGAGGUGUGCUCCCACACAGGUGGCAGUCCUCCUCCCUGCUCUUCCUACCCUCAACCAGAUUUCUGUUUCCCCAAGUUCUGUGUGCCUGGGGGAGCCCUUGCACUGGGGACUCCAUCUGCAUAGGACAGACGUCUCCCACUGCACCCUGCUUCUCUUUGAGGACUUUUAUCUGGCUGGCAAGAGUUCCCACAGGCACAACUCCAGCCCCAGAACAGUCUCUUCCCUGUCCUGCUCACCCUACACCUGUGCACCUGGCCUGCCUGCCAGCGCUGCCAGUUGCUGCUGUCACGGGACAGUUCCUUUGCAGUCCAUCUGUGCAGAACGUGACAGCUCUUUCUAGAUCAAGUUUGUCUCACAAUGUCUGAUUUGUACCAAUAAAUUGUAUUUUAA
Dryobates pubescens (Downy woodpecker) is the source of this 4077-nucleotide messenger RNA. Its product is annotated as protocadherin-10-like. Gene Ontology annotation, molecular function: calcium ion binding. The coding region runs from base 1 to 2892 and encodes 963 amino acids. NCBI's taxonomy places the organism in Eukaryota, Metazoa, Chordata, Aves, Piciformes, Picidae. Gene Ontology annotation, cellular component: plasma membrane. Gene Ontology annotation, biological process: homophilic cell-cell adhesion. The transcript is spliced from 4 exons. The record is from RefSeq and is a predicted model, not a curated record.